This is a messenger RNA of Clunio marinus, 1350 nucleotides long. The record is from the annotation of a GenBank genome assembly. Lineage: Eukaryota; Metazoa; Arthropoda; Insecta; Diptera; Chironomidae.
UAUAUUUCGUUGAAAAUGAUCCCAGUCUUAAAUCAACUACUCAAGACUAAACUUGUAGUAAAGUGCUUUAAACGCCACGUUACCUUAUCACCAUUAUCGGGAAAUAAAUUUAUUUUGAGAAAAAUGGAAAACAACAAGCCGAAAAUUAUUUUUGUUCUUGGUGCUCCUGGUGCUGGCAAGGGUACUCAAUGCGAAAAAAUUGUUAAUUCCUUUGGAUUCAAGCAUUUAUCAGCAGGUGAUUUGUUGAGGGAAGAACGAGCACGAGAAGGAUCACAAUUUGGAUCCCUAAUAGAGGAUUGCAUAACAAAUGGCAAAAUUGUUCCAGUAGAAAUAACAUGUAGUCUUUUAGAAAAUGCCAUCAUCAAAACGAAUCAGGAAACGGGUAACAACAAAUUUCUUAUCGAUGGAUUUCCCCGAAACGAAGACAAUUUGCAAGGAUGGCAAAGACAAAUGUCUGAAAAGGUCGAUUUUCUUUUCGUUCUUUUCUUUGAAUGCUCUCAGGAUAAGUGUGUUGAGCGAUGUUUAAAGCGAGGUCAAGCAGGAAGUGGUCGCACUGACGAUAAUAUGGAGAGUCUUAAAAAACGGUUUGACACUUACAUGAAUGACACAAUGGCGAUUAUAAAUCAUUAUCGCGGCCUCGGUAAAGUCAGGCAGAUCUUUGCAAAUGAAGAUCCCGAAACUGUUUUCAAGUCUGUCAAAAAUGCCUUGACCGAAGCUCAAGAGCAGAAACUAUUUUAAAAUUUUUAUUUGCUGUAACAAGAGAUCUGCUAAAGAAGAAAACACGCAAACGAAUAUUAAGUCAUUCCAGCAAACGGAUUUAUUCUACAUGACGCUUGUGGUACUAAUAGCAACCACUAGAGAAAUUAAGAAACGACAGGAAUAAAGUAUUAGGUUUAAAGUUCAAAUUGCACUACGCUACCAUCCUUGUACUACUGUUUCACUAUCUAGGAUACCAAUGUUAAAAAUAAGGUGGAAUACUGAAGAUUUGGAUAUAUAAGCUUAGUGAUGUGAAGAAAAUUCACAACUUUAUUCCUAUUUUAUUAAUAAGCUUCAAAUUAUUUUUGCACUUCCCCUUCUAUGUAAAAAUGAUUUAGAUAGAAAUUAUCUAAACUUGUUCUUUAAAGGCUUAUUCUUUUAUCCUAGCAACAAAUCAAGAAUGUUAAAUGAAUAAUUUAAUGUUUUGUUCCUACUUUAGGUUUUUAAUUUCAUAAAUGUAAUAGUUCAUUGUGUUGGUUUGACUAAAGAUGUUUUAGGAAAGUUGUAAAUUAAAGUUGAUUAAAUGGUAAAUAAAGUUAUAAAAAAUGAAAAGGUAAAAUUUCAUUUCAUUUAUUCCAUGAACAUAUCACGGAU